This is a messenger RNA of Rhododendron vialii, 2203 nucleotides long. RefSeq names its product aluminum-activated malate transporter 10-like. Gene Ontology annotation, biological process: malate transport. Gene Ontology annotation, cellular component: plant-type vacuole membrane. The transcript is spliced from 6 exons. Bases 402 to 1865 code for a protein of 487 amino acids. The record is from RefSeq and is a predicted model, not a curated record. Lineage: Eukaryota; Viridiplantae; Streptophyta; Magnoliopsida; Ericales; Ericaceae.
GUGACAAUUCCCUAAAGUUGAUCUUGUGCUUUUUUAGGUCAUCCCAUGUAUUCAGUGCUUUCCUAAUGGCAUUUGAAAAAUGCUCAAUUGUGCAAAUCUGGAUCACUAGUUUGUCAACUAAACCUAAACUUUCACGUCUUUACCUACCAAAAAUAAAAGUGAAAAAGUUGCCCCGUACACCCUCCGAACAUACGUAGUACCCUUGUCCGGAAAAUAGAAAAUAAGCAAUCCAAUAAAGGCUAUAUAUAUGCACUUGAUCACUUGGAACUUACUAUAAGAGCACAAGAAGCUAGAAACGAGGGAAAAAAACCAGCUCUAUCUUUCUUCUCAACUCAAGCUCUUCUAGCUACAUAUACUUGUGAUUUUGUUUCUAUCUUAAAUAUUGCUAAAAGAAAAAGGAAAUGUCAGGGGGAGUGGAAUGGAAGGUGAACAUGCCGGAUGGGACGUCGGAGAGAUUGGAGAGAGAAAAUAUUGGGAUGGUAUCAAGAGUAUGCGUGGGAUUGAAGGGUAUGGUUGAAAGAUUUGUUUUGAAAAUAUGGAGGUUUUUGGAGAAGGCUUGGAGUAUAGGAGUGUCUGAGCCUAAGAAGGUGGUUCAUUGUCUUAAAGUAGGGCUGGCUCUUACUAUUGUCUCAUUGUUUUAUUUCAUGAGGCCUUUGUAUCAAGGAGUUGGAGGGAAUGCUAUGUGGGCAGUUAUGACAGUUGUGGUUGUUUUUGAAUACCCAGUGGGUGCGAUGCUGUCCAAAUGCAUCAACAGGAUAAUUGGAACAUUUUUUGCUGGAUCUCUCGCGAUCGGUGUUCAUUGGAUAGCAAGUCAAUCUGGGGAACAAUUUGAGCCCAUAAUUCUUGGAGUUUCUGUUUUUCUUCUUGCUUCGGUGGCUACUUUCACUCGAUUCAUUCCAACAAUCAAAGCUAGGUUCGAUUAUGGUGCCAUGAUAUUCAUCCUGACAUUCAGCUUGGUUUCUGUUUCCGGCUAUCGCAUUGAUGAACUGUUCGAGAUGGCCCACACCAGAUUUUCAACAGUUGCCAUAGGAACCUCCAUAUGCAUUCUUAUAAGCAUGUUGUUCUACCCUGUUUGGGCCGGGACCGAGCUCCACCAUCUCAUUAAUCGGAAUAUGGAAAAACUUGCUGAUUCCUUAGAUGGGUGUGUCUCAGAGUACUUCAAUGACAAUGGAGAUGUGAAAAAGAGUGAUGAUGAUCCCAACAAGAAGUUGCAAGGUUACAUAUGUGUGCUUAAUUCUAAGGCAACAGAGGAAUCCUUGGCGAAUUUUGCGAGAUGGGAGCCCACACAUGGGAACCUCAACUUCGGACAUCCAUGGAAACAAUACCCCAAGAUUGGGGCUGCAAUGCGAAACUGCGCUUGCUGUGUUGAGUCUCUCAAUAGUUGCAUCAAUUCAGAAAUUCAGGUACCCGAGUAUCUAAAAAAGAACUUCAGCGACGUAUGCAUGAGGUUGACCUCUCAUUGUUCCAAAGUGUUGAAAGAAUUAGCAGUGACAAUGAAAACCAUGACAAAGUCACCAACGACAGAUCUGUCAGUUGGAGAAAUGAAUUUCUCUGCUCAAGAGCUGCAGAAUGCCUUGAAAUCUCUACCCAAUCCGCUGCUUUUCCCCCCUCUAUCGGAAAAUGACACGAAAGGAGAGGCGACAACGAAACACUCCGGGGUAACUCUCAUAGACAUUGUUCCACUGGCUACGGCGAUAUCACUGCUGAUCGAAAUCGCAACGAGAAUCGAAAGAAUCGCGGACGAAGUCGAUGAGCUGGCAACGUUAGCAGAAUUCGACUCCGUGAGCGAUGAGAAAUCGCAACAAAAUCAGUCCAAAACAGAUCGUAUAGAUGAUGUAACAAUGAAGGCCCUCCAAAAGGUCUGAGUUCAAUUAAAAUGAAUAUACUCGGUGGCGGAUCCAGGAAUUUUCUACAGCUGGAAUAUUCCUUUUGGACUAGUCCUGUACGUGUCAAAGUCGUAGACGAACUCAAAGAAAAUGGGAACAUUGUAGAUGGUUUUAUGGUACCAAUGCUACAUGGAUCCAGGAAUUUUCUACAGAUGGAUUAUUCCUUUUGGACUAGUCUUGUAAGUGUGAAAAUCGUAGACGAACUCAAGGCAAAUGGCAACAUUGUAGAUGGUUUUAUGGUACCAAUGCUACAUAAAGUCAGUUUAAGGGUGAGUUUGAGUCUCAGCCCAUUCAAAAUUCUAAGAGAAAAGUGUUUU